UCAACCACCUCAAACAAGAAUGAGGUCGAUGAAGUCAAACCAACACUUGGCAAGUGAAUUUAAAUCAACCAAUAGAAGCGCAGUUUUAGAAGAUUUUAGAGUUAAUGGUAAACAUACCAAACCUGAAUUACACAAUAUAUUUGGCUACGUGACAGAAUUCGCUACUGAUCAAUUGGGUAGUAGAUUCAUUCAACAAAAGCUUGAUAAUGCACCACCAGAAUCUUUGAUGAGGGUAUUUGAGGAGAUAUUCCCUAAUACAGUUGAAUUAUCAUCAGAUGUAUUCGGUAAUUACGUUAUUCAGAAAUUAUUUGAACACGGCACCCAGGAUCAACGUUUGAGACUAGUAAAUAAAAUUAAAGAUUGCGUACCUACGCUCAGCUUCCAAAUGUAUGGCUGUAGGGUCGUACAGAAGGCAAUCGAGUGUGUUGAAGAAGCAGAGCAAUUGGAAUUAGUCAAACGCGUUGAAACAAUAACAGAAAGAGCCGUUCAAGAUCAAAAUGCUAAUCACGUUAUACAACGUAUAAUUGAACGAGUAGAUCCUGACAAAUUGGGUAACUUCCCUGAAGUAUUUGCAAACAACGCAAAAGAGUUGGCUACACAUCCAUAUGGUUGUAGAGUAUUACAAAGAUCAUUUGAACAUAUCGGUCAAGCGCGUUCUCGCGAGUUAAUUGAACAACUUCAUGAAUCAGUCGAUAAUUUAGUCGUCGACAUGUUCGGAAACUACGUCGUACAAUAUUUAUUAGAAUUCGGAACAGAUGAAGACAGAUCUAGGAUAGUAGUAAAAAUCAAUCAACGUUUCUUCGAAUUGGCAAGGCACAAAUUCGCUAGUAACGUAUGCGAGAAAGCUCUGAUAAAGGCAAAUGAAAAGGAUAAGGAGAUGCUCAUAUACAGAUUAAUUGACAGAUCUGAUGAAGCAUCUGUAGAUGGUAUACCCUCACUUAUGAAAGACCAGUUUGGAAAUUAUGUCUUACAGCGUGCUAUUAAUGCCGUAAGUAGAUCACAAGCUCACCUGUUGAUCGCAGCUAUAAGCGAAGAACUCGACAAUAUACGCAAAACCAACCAGAUUCAUAAUAUGUCUUCACAGACAGCGAAACAUGUCCUUGCUAUCGAACGCCUUCUUAGCCAACAUGUCGAAGCAUAAAAACCAAGACAAAGAAAACGCAUAAUAGUGAGAUAAAAUAACUCAUUGAAUAAAAUACUAAAAACAAUUUAUAACACAUUACUUAAUCACUUUUAAAUUAUUUAUUGUCUUCUUAAUCAUAAAAUGCCAUCAGUUCGAGUAACGAAUUUAACGCCUCACAACUUAAAUGUCUGUUUAAAGCAUGUUGCUGCUUUGCAUUUCGAAAACAGCAUCUCACCAGGCUCUACUAUAAAGCUACGUCCAGGGAAGGUUUGGUUUACAUUUGAAGUAAAGGUUGAUACGGGAAAGAAAUCACAGUAUUCUGCUACGAAAUCCGCGAUAACGAUUGGUAUAAUAAGUUUGGCUGUUAUUGCAACAGUGUUGAGUUAUGGUGCACCAGCAGCAGUGGCAGCUAGUGCUGGUGGCGCAGCUGCAGCGGGUACAGCAGCAAGUAGCAGUGCAUCAGCGGGUGCAGCCAAGUUCUUCACAUCUCAAGGGGCAAAUAUAGCCAAGCUUUCAACCUAUUUGAUUGGCAAAUCUGCCAAGAAAGUAUCAGAAGAAUAUGGCGGAAUGUCUGCAGUACAAGAGGAAGUAUUAUCAGUAGUUAAAUCACCAAAUGUGGACAAAGUCACGCGAAUGAAAGCUCUCGAAUCGUUAUCAAAGCUUAAACAAGCAUACAAAGAUGAUAUGAAAGCCAAAGGGAAGACGAAAGAAGCUGAAGACAUAGACAAUGUAUCUAUAGCUUCGAAACCACCUUCAUAUGAGGAUACCGUGAAAGAAAAGAAAGUUGCACGAGUACAUGGAUUGUACGUCAAAGAGAGAUUGGAGUUGGAAGUCCGAGUUGCGAAUGGUGUUCUUGAAGUACGGGAUAAAGCGAAUGAUAAAGUACUUUAAUUAUCUCCACUAGUGGAAGCAUACCUAUCUUCCAAAUCUUCUUGGCCACCGAAACCAGCUUCGUAAUUCAAUUGCUGACGAUCGACGCCAUCGUUAUCUUCGUUAUAUGUGUUGUUGUUGUCAUCCACAUUGUCGUCAUUGAGGCUUGUCAAAUCAGUUGAAUAAUCACUUGUAUUAUCAGAUAAAUCACUAGAUAAGCUACUAUUUGUUGACAUUUUUUAUGUAAAUUCCAAAAAAGGCAAGUAAGUCACUUUAGUAGCUUGAACUUGCAAGUGUCU
Molecule: messenger RNA, 2292 nt
Organism: Wallemia mellicola CBS 633.66
Lineage: Eukaryota; Fungi; Basidiomycota; Wallemiomycetes; Wallemiales; Wallemiaceae
Product: ARM repeat-containing protein
Exons: 11
Coding region: 20-1141 (373 amino acids)
Biological process (GO): nuclear-transcribed mRNA catabolic process, deadenylation-dependent decay
Cellular component (GO): cytoplasm
Molecular function (GO): mRNA 3'-UTR binding
Source: RefSeq, a predicted model, not a curated record